Messenger RNA from Adineta ricciae, 2064 nucleotides. Lineage: Eukaryota; Metazoa; Rotifera; Eurotatoria; Adinetida; Adinetidae. The record is from the annotation of a GenBank genome assembly.
AUGACUGUUACCAGAUUAGAAGAUCUACCCAAUGAACUGUGGCUCGAACUUUCCGUCUAUUUCACACGAUCGGAAUUAAAUUCAACAUGGUUUCAAUGGAAACUUAAUAGGCGCAUUCAUUCGUUGGUUCAGAUAGCGCAGAAUCGAGUUGCUUUGUCACUUUCAUCAUUGUCGUUUAUAACAUAUGGCGAAUGGUUGUAUUAUUUGGAACAUGAACAUCCACUUAUAGCUUGUCGUAUAACUUCUCUUCUGCUCAAUGAAUCAGUUGUAUCAAAUGAAAUUCUUAGUCAAUGGCAUGAAAAUGAAAAAUCUUUUCUUCCACGUCUCCGAAAAUGUACCGUUUAUAUGAAUCUUCUGAGCAGACCUGAUCGAGGGAAUAUUAUUCGACUCAUUGGUCGACACGCAUUGAUUUUACGUCAUAUUAUCUUUUAUUUUACCAAAAUCGAUAGGUAUUACUGGAUAAUGAAAAUGUUCACCGAAGAACGUAUUUCUCUACAUACCAUGCAAUUCAUCAUGAUUGAAGACCACAGGUAUUUUAAAUGGACGAGUUCUUUAGCCGCUUGUGCUAUUGAUUGUAAUGAAAUAUUUACAUUUCCGAAAACUGUUCGUUUGCGUAUCUCGAUACAACAUACAUCUGAUUUAGCAUUAUUGCUGCAAUGUAAUACCUUACCGCAUAUAGAAGAUCUUCAUCUUACAAUGGAAACUGGAAUAUAUAAUUCAUAUCAAUUAGAUAGUCGCCAAUCUACCNNNUUUACAUUUCCGAAAACUGUUCGUUUGCGUAUCUCGAUACAACAUACAUCUGAUUUAGCAUUAUUGCUGCAAUGUAAUACCUUACCGCAUAUAGAAGAUCUUCAUCUUACAAUGGAAACUGGAAUAUAUAAUUCAUAUCAAUUAGAUAGUCGGUAUGAAAAUGCAUAUUGUCCUAUUUUAUGUCCUGAUGUGUUGAACACAACUGAAGCCAAUCUACCACAUUUACGCGCAUUACAAUUGCGACAAAUCGCCAUGAGCAAUGUCAUUGUAUUGAUACAACAUGUAAAAUCAAUGUGUCAACUUAAAUCAUUGAUUUUGAUAAAUUGUAAUGUUAAAGAUAAGAAUGAACUUGUUGCAUUUAAAAGCUGUAUUACAAAUUUUAUGAUUCGUCUGCAUUGUCUUCGCUUCCUCCUUUAUUUACCCGGUGAAACCAAGCUUGAAAAUCCUGAUCUCUAUUGGUUUAAUUUAAGUCAUCAAAGUGUUGAAUAUGAGAUCGAUAGAAUGAUGAUACUUUACACAGUUCCAUAUCCAUUAAACAGUCAAAGACAGGUAUAUAAUCAUACGUUUGGACGGCAAGCAACAAUUAAUAAAAGUAUUGAUCAUAUUGAAUGGAUAGUUGAUCGUGAUCCUUUAUCUAUCGAUACUACUCUUACUCAUUUUCAACAUGUGAAUUCGCUUGUUUUAUCCGUUGAUAUUCAAGAAAUGAAUAUAAACAUCAAUUCUUGGCGUGUAUGUCUUCCAUUUUUACAUUCUCUCAAACUUAAUUUUGAUUCAAAUCCAAUCAAAUCUGGGGUAUCGUCUUAUCGAUCUACAACAUCGAAUUAUUAUCGUUGCUUUAUUCUGGAACAAUUUCGGAAAUGUGCCUCUGCCCUUGAGUGUUUGUCGCUAUACAUAUCUAACAUUGAACUUCUUCUCAAACACUCUUCAUCACCUUGGCCAUUCGUGCGGCAACUUAAUAUUUAUAUAGAAUCAUAUCGGGACUUUCCAUCUGCAUGUUUCAUUAAACAAUUACCGACACACAAAGCUUUUCCUCAACUUCAAUAUCUUUCAUUUAAUGGGCGUGGUUAUUCACUUAAUCGACCGAAAUCACUUGCAGUUCAGAUUCUCUCAUGUUUCGAUGCUCUCAUGUUUUCUUCAUCAAAAUUUAUCACAUUACAUGUGAAUAGAUUUUGUGCUUAUCAUCGAAGUCGGUCUUACACAACUCGUGAAGUACUUUUGACACUUCUCACAGAACAUAUUCGUUCGAAAGGUAAUCAUUAUUCCUCAUCGAAAAUUGUUAUUGAUGAAGAUGAAGAUAUUAUCAUUUGGCGUUGA